Molecule: messenger RNA, 474 nt
Organism: Lottia gigantea (owl limpet)
Lineage: Eukaryota; Metazoa; Mollusca; Gastropoda; Lottiidae
Exons: 5
Coding region: 1-474 (157 amino acids)
Molecular function (GO): lipase activity
Source: RefSeq, a predicted model, not a curated record
AUGAAAACUUCGGUAAACACCCUGUUUGUGUGUGUCAUAGUAGCAGUUCGUGGGUUUACUGGUAAACUAAUUAUUACACUUACCGGAAGUAAAGUCGGAAGAGUAACUGGUUUAGAUCCUGCUGGUUAUAAUUUCGCCAUUGCUGACGAAGCAGAUCGCUUGGCCAAGGAAGAUGGUGCUUUUGUAGAUGUUAUGCAUACCAAUACAGUCUUUACUCUGUCCUUUGGAACUCCUAUUGGUCAUGCAGAUUUUUAUCCAAAUGGUGGCCGAAGUCAACCAGGAUGCUUUUGGUUGAGCUGCAGUCACAUGAGAGCAACCACUCUUUUUAAGAACUCGAUCAAAACAUGUCAAUAUAGAUCACACCGAUGUCCCGAUGGGAAUGUAAUACCGGAAGCCAAGAUGGGAUAUCAUGCCCCCAGUACCUUGAGUGGAAAAUAUUGUCUGGAUACACAUGCCUUUUCACCAUAUUGUUAA